This is a messenger RNA of Colletotrichum scovillei, 2714 nucleotides long. RefSeq names its product transmembrane alpha-helix domain-containing protein. NCBI's taxonomy places the organism in Eukaryota, Fungi, Ascomycota, Sordariomycetes, Glomerellales, Glomerellaceae. The coding region runs from base 862 to 1710 and encodes 282 amino acids. The transcript is spliced from 3 exons. The record is from RefSeq and is a predicted model, not a curated record.
GGGAGAUAGAGCCUGAGAGGACGGAGGCAGACACCAGAGAGAGAAAAGAGGAGUUGGUACUUGUGGUAUUCUGGGUCUACACCCUCCCGAGCCCCCCGGGAUGCCGCAAAGUGGACUCCUAAUUUCGCUUUUCCUCCUCAUCUCAACCCACUCCGUGCUCGUUUCCCUCUUUUCAACAAAACAAGCCGUUCCCUCCAAUUCCACCCGCUGUCACUCGUUCCAUUUCCUCCCCUCCCCCCCAAGUCUCUCCCUCUUCCAUUGCCUUGCCUUGCCUUGUUACUCAUCUUCCCAAUCUCGCCAAGGUCUCCUCCUCUUUUUCCCUUGUUCAUUUACCCUCUCCUUUCAAUGUCAUUUACUCGGUGAUAUCCUCUUUUUUUGCCAGCAAAAGAGAACAACGUGAAGGAGAAAGAACAAGAGGCUUCGUAAAAGCCCAAAUCAACUCGCGAAGAAACCAGUAGGAGGCCUAUUUGUGCCCACACAUUCUUUAGGACUCGCCCUGUUUGCCGCACGACCCGAACACGGUCCUGCUUCGACCGACACACUCGCUCAACCCUCAACAACAUCAUCAUCAUCAUCUAACCCUCCUCCGAUCGACCGAAUUACGAUUCUCUCGACGGAUACAACUUAUUAAUCGAAUUGGGUGGAAAAUCGAGAGGACGCUGCUUGGAUUUCGAUAUCUGGGAAAGCAUUCGGUGGCCGACUGAACCGCACCGAGGCAAUAACCCCUGAGACACGUCGACAACCCUUGAACCCGCAAGACCUGUCAUCGUCUUCGAGUCCUGGAAUCGAUUCGAGACCGCACCUUCAUUCAACCUACUUUUCGUUUCAACGCUUUCGUUAUACCCCCCCUCGACAACCAUUAUGAAGUACUCAGUAGCUGUUCUGGCCGCCGUGGCCUUUGGCUUCAGCUCAGCCCAGACUGCCACCACUACCUCAGGAUACCAGAAGCCCAGUGAGGCCGCGAGGCCAGGCGCCAUCACCAACCACGGAUGCUACAACGCGUCAUCAACGACAUGGACGAAGUACCCCGUCGAGAAUAUCAGUACCGGAUCAUGCACACAGGAAUGCCAAUUGAAGCAGAAGAAGAAUGUCGCUGCUAUCAACGGCGAGGACUGCUACUGCGGUGACUCGUACCCGCCAAAGGUCGACGUCGUCGACGACAAGAAGUGCAACUUCCCUUGCCCGUUCUACCCGGAAGAGGCUUGCGGUGGUGUCGAUGACAUGAUGUACUACUCCGUCUUCAACACGGGUCUCAAGCUCGUCGUUCCCGAUGAAGACGUCGCAACCACCACAACCGCCGCAGCCACCACCAAGGCCACGACAACAACCGCCGCCAACGGCGUCGUCUCAACCGUCAUCGAGACCCCCGUCGCGACAACAUCGGCCGCGGCAACCGAGACGCCCAAGAAGAGCACUAACGUCGCCGGCAUCGCCGCGGGCGUCGUCGUCGGUGUCGUGGCCAUCGCCGCCAUCGUCGGCGCCGCCUUCUUCUUCGUCCGCAGGAAGCGCAACGCCGAGAUCGAGGAGGAGCACCGCCGCAACGCCGCCGUCAACGCCUUCAUCGGCGGCUCCAAGCCGCCCAGCAGCAGCGGCGUCUCCAUGUCCGACUCCCGCAUGGAUCCCACCCUGGCGCACCGACGCAUGAGCGAUGGCAGCAUUGCCGACAACCAAGAUUACUCGCGGAAGAUUCUCCGAGUUACCAACGCAUGAGCACCUCACGUCAUGACGACAAACGACCUAAAAAGCCUGUCCUGGGGCUUUCUUUGAAUUACUUCUUUCUACACAAUUCUGGCAUCAAAGGCGUUUUGUGGUGUUCAAUCUCCCGACGCUGGCUUACUCGGGGGCGUCUUCCGAAAAAAACGACCAGUGUCGUCGGAUUUUUCAUUUGUAUCAUGGUGUAGGGUAAACAUAUCUUGGGAAAUUACGAUAUGGGUUUUUUGCGUUGGAUACAUCUAUCAAAUCUCUCUUGUUUUUGGACACAACCAUACACAAAAAAUCCGCCCUUUCGGCCACGACCUCCCUCCCUACGCCGUCCACUCCUUUUGCAACUAUCUACAAUUUAGACAACUUUUGGAUAUCACAACCAACCAACCAACCAACCAAACGGGGGGCUUUCGUCUCGAGACAUUCCCCCUCCUACCCCCCCUUACCUACCCUCAAACUACAACCCGCCACUACCACAACACCAAUACCUUUUUUAAAAACACGUCACCCGGUCCGCCAACCACUUGCCACCUACACUGGGUUCUUUCGAUUCUACCGAUGGGAAGGGGUUGGCAGGCCGAGAUCUUGUUCAUCACAAAAACACGGCGGCAGUUGGAGAAAUAAAAAUCUUGUUGAACGACAUUUCAUGGAAAGAGUCGUAACGAAGUAUGGUGGCGUAAACCCCCCUUCCCAUCUUGUGUAUAGUAACCAUGGCACCUUCAUAUUAUGAUCGCAAAGGGGCAUACGUCUUGGGAGGGAUUAUUACACGGGCAGAGAUUUUCAAUAUCAUCUUGGAUAAACCAGCCUUGGCCCUCCCUUGGCGUGUCCGCGUGAGAAGCGAGAGAGAGAGAGAUUUGGCCAACUUGGGCUCAACCCGAUGGAAGCAGGAGAUAGGAGGCUGGUGCGGGAAUUCUUUUUUUCUGGUUGAUACAGCGUGUUCAAGGUUAACUUGGGUUAUGGAACUGUGGCGUAGUAAUCGAGCAAAAUAUCCAAUGACCUCAUAUUUCAUC